Molecule: messenger RNA, 1471 nt
Organism: Mytilus trossulus (common blue mussel)
Lineage: Eukaryota; Metazoa; Mollusca; Bivalvia; Mytilida; Mytilidae
Product: dnaJ homolog subfamily C member 27-like
Exons: 6
Coding region: 114-704 (196 amino acids)
Molecular function (GO): GTPase activity; GTP binding
Source: RefSeq, a predicted model, not a curated record
UUUUACGAAAAUAAAUAUGCUCGCUUCAUCCCUAAGGGGAAAACCCAAGGUCGAAAUUGAGGUGAUUGUUUACAUGUUGCGAAGGAGAAUGAAUCGUUGAGGAGGUUACAAACAUGGAUAGAAAACCAGGGCAUUUGACGAAAAAUCCACAAGAUGCAGUUAAUGCACUGAAUUGGGUAAAAGUAGUUGGUGUUGGCAGUGCCUGUGUAGGUAAAACCUGUCUUGUCAAGCAUUUCUGUGAAAGUAAGUUCAGUGCGGGAUAUCAACCUACAGUUGGAGUAGAUUAUGGUUUUAAAAUCCAGCAUUGUGAAGGCAUAGAUUUGAGAGUCCAUCUUUGGGAUCUAUCAGGCAGUACAGAAUAUAUUGAUGUAAGAAAUGAACUUUACAUCCAAGCAGAUGCUAUUUUUUUGGCAUUUGACGUCACAAACCAAGCAACAUUUGAUGCCCUUGACUCAUGGCUGAAGGAAAUUCAGCGGUACACAACUGGAACACCAGACCUCAUUGUUGUAGCUAAUAAGACCGAUUUAAAACAGAAACGAGUUAUCAGUACAAAUGAAUCAAAGAAAUGGGCCAAUCAAAACAGAAUCAAAUAUUUUGAGACAUCAGCAGCCACAGGGGAUGGGGUUGAUAGACUUUUCCAAGAUAUUUUAGUAACCAUUAUAGAAAGGAAAAAACUAUGGAAAAAAGCAAACCCAACGGGCUGAAAACUGUCAUAGUAACAAUUUAUUAAAUGCAAAAAGGCAACAGUUACUGUAAUGAAGUCAAUGACAAUCUAUGAAGUCUAAAGGUUAUAAAACUGUUCAGGCCAUCCUGAUUAAAAUGCUCAAAACUUGCCUCAUGGUUCCAUUUUUUAUUAUGAUAUUUCCAAUGCAUUAUUUGUUUAAAAGGAAAAUUUCUCCCUACUCAUUUUCAAUUCCUACAAUGAUUUUGUGUGGUCUAAAAUAGAUGCUUAUUUAAUUUUGUGGUGUCUAUAACUAUAAUCUGUUUUUCUUGAUUCAACUGUGUUUUGGAAAAAAUAUACGGUACUCUUGUCAUGUCAUUUUAUCAAUGUAUGCAUAAUAAAACAUAAAACAUUUUUUUUAUUGAUAAAGUUAAUAGAAUGAGUUAGUUUUGUGAGUUUUAACUUGAAUUUCCUUUCACUUUUUUAAACACUAAAAUUAAUGCAGUUUUCUAAAUCAUUUUAAAACUCUAGCAUUAUCAUGAUUAUUUAUUUCAUAAGUUUAACAACUCUUGCAUAGAAUAACAUUAUACUGCAAAUGCAGAAAUUAUUGCUGGCAUUUAUUAUUAUGCGUUUUUGUUUGUACUAUGGAAAAGGCAAGAUCAAUUAUUUCAAUUUCAGGCUAAGCUUCAUACUGAUAUAUGUAUAAGAUAUCAGAAGGCCAAUUCCUAUUAUUGCAAGACUAACCCAGCUGCAUUUUUUCACAAUAGUUUCUGAAUUUACAGAAUUUAGAUUUUUUGGUUAUUUAUAUAC